UUCGGCAGCUUAUCCCAGACAGCAGAUACUCAACUCUGCAAAUUAUGUGCGCGGUGUACGACCGUGGACGGGAUUAUUCAAUGUUGAAAAUGGACUGUGCCGUUAGUCCAGUGUGUAAUAUUAUUAGAAAAUUUAAUUUAUUUUUUUUUAAAUAAAUAGAAAAGCAUAAUAGUUAACAAUAAAAAAAAGGACUCUUAGUGGGUGAAAAGUGUUGCGAAAUUUGUAAGCGGAAAAUUUGUCGGUUUAAAGAGGUGAGCGUAAGAAGAAGAAGCACAAAAAAAAAAAGAAAUACCAAUCGAUGUGGCUCAAUUAACCGUUAGUGUCGCGGGCACAUACAUCCAUACAUACGAAUACAUACAUCUAUCACAGAUAGUUGGCGUUUGAAAAGUCGGUGCUGAUGCGUUGGCAAUUUCCUGUUGCGCUGUAUCUUUAGUGUUUCGAAAGCGAGAAAAACAAGAAUGGGCAAUCAACCAGGAAAAUUGCAAAAUCAAAAUCAAAGCGGCAGACCAAAAAAAGUCGUGACUUGGAAAUCGGCAGAACGCCCCUCAGCACCUGGACGUCCUGUGCUCAUUUCACUCUCCGAACAACAACCGGAUGUCGUUAAUUUGCGUUGGGAGCGUCCAAAACUGGACGGUGGUUCACCCAUCACCGGUUAUGUUGUCGAACAUCGUCGCAUGGGUUCGCCGCAUUGGGUACGCGCUACACCCACAUCUGUGUCACAAUGUGAGGUGUCAAUUAGUGGCUUAGAACCCGGUUGGCGUUAUCAAUUUCGUGUAUUUGCUGAGAACAUCGUUGGACGCUCCGAUCCUAGUGAAUUAUCUGAUGCACUUACCGUUACACUGCAACGCACCGCCAUCUGUGUACCGAGUUUUAUUGAAGAACUACAGGAUCGUCAAGCCGUCGAAGAUGAACGUAUUGAAUUUCGUGUGCGCGUUGUGGGUCAGCCAGCACCGGAAAUUAAUUGGUUCAAAGACGGUUAUGAGAUAUUCAGUAGUCGACGAACGAAAAUUUUAAACGACAACGACGUCAGUGUCUUGAUUAUUCAUCAGGUGGCACUCACCGACGAAGGAGAAAUUAAGUGCACGGCGACAAAUCGAGCUGGCCACGUGGCCACCAAGUCUCAAUUAAUGGUGCAAGCACCGCCGAAAAUCCGUCUGCCACGUACCUAUGAAGAUGGUCUUAUCGUUGAGGCGGGCGAAGUGUUGCGCCUGAAAGUUGGUGUGGCGGGACAACCACCGCCAGCAGUUACGUGGCUGCAUGAAGGCGAGGUAGUGCCUAAUGGUGGACGCUUUGAAAUUUCAAACACCGAUCGCAAUUCGCUGCUCAAAAUCGACAGUAUCCAGCGCGAUGAUCGUGGCGAGUACAGUGUGCGCGCGUGGAAUCGGCUGGGCGAAGAUGUGACCUCAUUUUUGGUCACAGUCACCGCGCGUCCGAAUCCACCGGGCAAAGUGCGACUCAACAUGUCAUUUGGCAAGUCGGCGACGUUAUCGUGGACCUCGCCACUUGACGACGGUGGUUGUAAGAUCGGCUACUAUAUUGUCGAGUAUUUUCGUGUUGGUUGGAAUGUUUGGCUCAAAGCGGCCACCACCAGGUCUCUCAGCACCACACUACAUGACUUAAUCGAAGGAUCCGAAUAUAAGUUUCGCGUGAAAGCGGAAAACCCAUAUGGCGUGAGUGAUCCUAGCGAAGAAUCUGAAGUACUCUUCAUUCCUGAUCCGAAACGUGGUAUUACGAAACCAAAAUCGGAGACUAAAUUGACAGAGGAGAAGAGUAAACCCGCACCACCACGACGCAAAGCCUUAUCGCCACCACGUCCUCAUGCCGAUGCAUCAACAGAGAUAUCACCCGGUGCGCUACGUAAGCCCAGACCACAAUUACUCGAUACAGAGGAGUUGCAACGGGAAAUGUCUUAUGGCACGCCCGAUAAAGUACUAAAGUUAGAUAUACGUCGUAGUCCAUCGAAUCCACAGACAACACAAAAGUCCUCGCCGAACUCACCAAACUCUAAAACAGUGACAUUAAACACGAAACUUUCAUCCACACCGUCCCCAACAACGCCAACACCAAAGUCUCCACAGCGUUCACCGCUCGUUGAGAAGAAAUCUAUGCCACAAUUCCUACAAACUUUUCUCCCGUCCAAAGACAAGUCACCUUCACCUUCGAAACAAAAAAUUGCGCCCUCAUUAGCAACACCAGAACCUGACCUGACGCCCGAGAAACCCUCCACACCGGAAGUAACACGCUCCUCAUUACACCGCCGACGUAGUCUCAGCCCUCCACGCAAGAGUCCAACGCCACCGGAGGUGAUCAACAAAACUCCAGCUCUACAACGUAGCGCUGAACCCGUACAAUUGGGCGUUAAUCAAACCGUUCGACGACUUUCUGGACACAGUCUUAGUCCAGCCAAAAAUGCGCCAACACUGGCAGUAGCCAUAGCAACGGGAGCUAUGGGCACUAUGAGUAUGCAGUUGGAGAAAUCGCCACAAUUGAAAAAGAAAGAGCGGAAAGAAACAACAGAACGCAAUGAACGCAAUAAACGAGCUGAAUUGUUUGAAACCACCGAACGUUUGGAGCGUACCGAACGAAAAGAGCGCCAAGAUCGCAAUGAUCAAUUCGUACACGCAGAAAGAGCUGGCCGCGAGGAAAGGAUCGAACCAAUAAAGAGGCAGCCAGAGGAAAAGGAAAAGUUGGUAGAGCUCAAGCGGUUAGAGCAAGUGGACAAGCUCGACCAAAACGAGAAGGAUAAGCAGGCAGAGUGGAUUCAAUGGGUUGCCAAAGCGAAUGGUAAUAAUGCAGCACUGCAAAACAAAAAUCACAACAACAACGUGAACAACAACCAUCAGAAACAAAAUGUCUCGGCACUUACAAAUCCCACCAUUCAAAUAAGCGCGCCACCACCGACGAAGACGCUCAUUUCACCAUCGCCCCCGAAUAGUCCGCUAUCGCUGGCAGAAAAACAGGAUGACGUACACACCAGCAAUGAGUUCAUGUUAGUCGUCUUCGACAAGAAUAGCAAAGUUAAGGAUAAAAAUAAGCAAGACUCCUUUGAAUUGGAUCUCGAAGACGCACUACAACCACCACCAAUUUCCAUCUCUUCACCCGAUCUCGCAUCACUGGAAUUUACCAAUCUGCACACUUUCCCACUCCGUCGUUCUGUUAGUUCAACGGAGCUCUUGUACGAACGAGCCAUGGCACGCUUUUACGAAGCUGUGGAAUUGGAGGAAGCCGAAAAGUCUCGCAAGUUGCAAGCAAUAAAAGAUAAAGAAAAGCAAAAAGACGUGGCUGAUAAGACUUUCGAGAAGGAUUUGGACAUACCAAUUGCUGGCGGCGGCCUACAGCCACCUUUCGUGCGCAAACGUCUCGGCUCUAUGACGGAAGCGGAGCGUCUAUCGUUCGAGCGACGGAGUGAAUUGCGUCGUCAGUCUGAAAGUUUUGUACAAGACUUCAAAUUGGCCUCCGCACGUUGGGGCUCACGUGAAAACAUCUCAGCCACAAAGCCACUUUCACGCACGACAGGCAUAUUACUCAACAAAGACGAAAGCCGUGAAGAAGAUGAUAGGGAUGUGGAGAAUUAUGAUUUUGAAGAUUACGAUGAGGAAGAGCUGCUAGAAGGUGAAGUUGCCAGUGGCUAUCAGGCAAGAGCUGAACCUACGAAACAAGCCAGCUUUGAAAUUGAAUCAGAUUACACUGAGAGCACGGCAAGCUCGGAAGAUGACUCUAUCGAAAAAUUCAAAAUGGAGCUGAGAGCGCGUACAAAAACACCAAGUCCGCCAAAAGCCAGCCCACCAAGAGAUCAUAUGGAAACCUAUCAUCCGCGUAAUAUGUCCGCAGGCGUAUUUACGCCUUACCGUGCACCACAACCGGAAAAUGCAGCAAUCGUACUCACGCGUCCGGCACCGCUUACCGAUCCAGACUUUGUGCCGAAACCGAUUUUGAAGCGACCGUCCAAUGAGAAUGUUCAACCACUUGUCGAGGCGGCGCUCAAUAGUAAUAAUAACAACAACAGCAACAACAAUGACAACAACAAUACCAAAAAUAAAAGUUUGGAGCAUAUAGAAAACAUUAGCGACGACAGUAAACCCCAAACCGUCCAAAACACUGCCACUACCCAUGAGAAGCCCGGUUUUGCUGAGAGCUUCAUGUCAUUCUUCAAGCGCGAUACACGCUCGCAUGCUGAGAAAAAUGACGAAGAGCAAGCCAGUGUCAGUGAUGUUACAGGCAAGCCAUUACCUCUUAGCCCCACCGUGGUUGCUGCAGAGUUGGAGGCGCAACGAAAAGCCAAAGAGGCGGAGGAAGCAAAACGUCAAGAAGCCGAACGUGCAAUGCAUGAGGAAGCUUACGCCAUCGUAGAUCACUACAGCGAUCUUGUGAGCCAGAUAAGUCACACGCGCAAAUACCACACACCCAUCUAUCUCGAUAAGGAACAACUGCAAAAGGCCGGCGCACGUACGGACUACGAUGAAGAAAUGCGUCAACGUCGUUCACAAUCACCCGAAGGUGGUCUUAUACCACCCGUUAGCAACAAGCCGCGUCUCUCGAUAUCCGAACGUGGUCAAUUAGUACAUGUACGUGAGACUGGUAGUGGCAUGGCCUACACAGAACAACCCAAAAGCAAUGUGCCCGAUACACCAACGCCAAGUGAGGACAGCUCGCAAGCUGCAUUCAUAUUACCAGCCGUGAGGGUUAACAAACCGCCCGCGUCUAACAGUAAGAUCGAUAUCACUACAAAAGCUAUACCCUCACCGAAUGUGUCGGAACUGCUGGCCAACGAUGACAGCACCACAUCAGAGAUGAUCAGCGAAACCACAUACGAACGCCCAGACUCACGCGGUCGCACUCGCAUUGUCAAAGUUAAACGUAUCAUUAAGAAACGGGUGCCCUCGCGUUCGCGUGAUGCCUCUUUAAAUCGGCCCCCCUCCAGCGCUGCAUCACAACAGGAUAUCGAUUUAGACAUGUCCACCGAAGCGCAAUCGCCGGUGAGAAGACGUGUGCUCUCACGUACACGCACCUCAACCGGUCAAUCCAAGUCGCCUGGCCCAUUUAGCAGAAGACCACUACCAACGUCCGCUGGUGCGCUGCCGACACCGCCGGAAGUCUUACUCGCCAUGACCGCCAAUGAGAAGCUGGAGGCAAAGAGUGUCGAACAACUCGAGGAGGAGGCACAUGAAAAAGUGCGCUCGGCUUUGAGUUACUCCACCGACUUGGUGCUAUUCAUGGUCGCUUGCUAUGUUUAUCUCUUCAAGGAUGCCUGGUUAGUCUUACCCAUACUCUCCUUGAUGAUCUACAGACAACUGGGAGACUUAAUUAAUGAUUGCAUACCGAAAUGGAUGAAACGGAAAAAGAACUGAUACGGAGAUAUGACAACAACGCAAAGAUAGUGGCUCCACAAAGACAAGUAAUCACUGGAUAUACCAAAGAGAAAAUAAAGAUCGUACCGAAACACAAAAUGGUUGCAUUAAAAUUUAUAUAUAAUUUGCCGGAUUUUCAAUUAAAAGCAAAGAAAACACGUCGUAGCAGUUGCCCGGUCCUUGGCGAAUAUUUUCAGUGAGAGAGCGGUAGAGACAGAGAGUGUGAGAGAGAGAGAGAGAGGAAAAGAGUUCACUAAGACUUCUCCGUUUACGAAAGAUAACAAGAAAACCGAAAUGUUCGCCAAGGACCGGGCGAACUCCAACAAAAACACUUUGCUUACAACUAAAAAGCGCAUAAGUUCAUAUUCAACGAUUUUCAAAGUUUAUAAUUUAAAACUUUCAUAAAAUUAAAGAACUCUUUUUCUUUAAUAUUUAAGUUUCUACUAUUAUU
Messenger RNA from Ceratitis capitata (Mediterranean fruit fly), 5799 nucleotides. RefSeq names its product titin homolog (gene MnM). The transcript is spliced from 4 exons. The record is from RefSeq and is a predicted model, not a curated record. Gene Ontology annotation, molecular function: protein binding. The coding region runs from base 459 to 5348 and encodes 1629 amino acids. Lineage: Eukaryota; Metazoa; Arthropoda; Insecta; Diptera; Tephritidae.